Panonychus citri (citrus red mite) is the source of this 3259-nucleotide messenger RNA. RefSeq lists its product as uncharacterized. Gene Ontology annotation, biological process: G protein-coupled receptor signaling pathway; cell surface receptor signaling pathway. The coding region runs from base 705 to 3119 and encodes 804 amino acids. The record is from RefSeq and is a predicted model, not a curated record. NCBI's taxonomy places the organism in Eukaryota, Metazoa, Arthropoda, Arachnida, Trombidiformes, Tetranychidae. Gene Ontology annotation, cellular component: membrane. The transcript has a single exon. Gene Ontology annotation, molecular function: G protein-coupled receptor activity.
UCAAUUGAUUGAAUAUCAACAACAACAAUCAAGUUAAUAAUCAAUUUCAUUAAAAGUGUUAAAAUCAAUGUAAUCAUCUCAUCAAGAAAACUUAAUUAGUGUUCAUGUUAAAUUCAACAAUUAACUGGAAAGAUUUUGCAAAUUAUCUGGUGAUAACUUUGAUUCCUUAACACUUACAAUUAACUAUUUUAAUCAGUGUUUACAUUUAACUCUCAUCAUAAUUGAACACAACAAUUUAGUUGCAAUAAUAAACAACAAGAUUGUUUAACAUUCUCGCAAUAGGAAACUAAUUUUAAUGAUUAAUUGAUUUUCACAAUUUGCUUAAUUGCCAAAAAUAAACCAACACCCAAAAAAGAAAAGUUAAUUUCUCAGAAUCUAUUUUAAUUGUGAACCAACAAAUCAUCAUCAAAAUUAUCAUCAGAAUCUUUUUUUUUUAAUCAUUUAAACAAGGAAAUUAACAAAUCUAACUAAGAUUUAACCGGAUAUCCUUUUAAUCAUAAUCAUUACUUAAUCAUCAUCAAAUAUUAGAUAAAGAAAAACAAUUUCUCUCAUUUUGUAAACAUUGAUUAACUUGAUUACUUCAACCAAUAUUAAUCAACAAUCAACAACCUUUUCAAUUAUAUUAACCAUUUUCCCUUUUAAUAUUUUACCACCUUAAUUGUUGCAGUGUUUUUGCCUUUGAAAGGCUUAAUUGUUUGAUUACAAUGUUGAAUUACUUUGUGGUUCUAAUUAUUUUAUUCAAUUGUGGUUCCAUUGUUGAUAAUUUAAAUUCGGACGAAGAUUGGUCAUUAAUAAUUAAUCAAAUGAUUGAUUUUCAACACAGUUGGAAAUUUGCAAGAAAUGAAUCUCGACGAUACAAGAAAUUUAAUUUCUGUCGGAAAACUUUUGAUAAUCAACGUGAUCUUUGUACUAAAUUACCUGGAUUUACUGGUGAAUCAAGUGAAUUUCAAUUUCUACUUCCAAAUUGUUAUUGUGACAAUGAUUGUCAUCGUUUCGAUGAUUGUUGCAUCGAUAAAGUGGCCGGUGAAAUGUCCUCAUCAACUGACCAUUCAUCUCGAAGAACCGAUAAGCAACCUUGGUCUUGUGUAGAUCUACCGAUCUCAAUACAUGGUCUUUAUGCUUACAAAAAGUGUCAACCCGCUUUCCAAUCAACGGUAAUUGAAGACCUUUGCCUUUCUGAGCCUCGAUCGUUUCUCCAAUGGUUACCCGCUUUUAGUUUGACCUCAAAAAUUUUCUAUCGAAAUUUAUUCUGUGCUGUAUGUAAUUCCGACCAUCGAGAGCUUUUCGAUUGGAAUCUAACCGUUUCUUGUGAUCAUAAUACUUCACAUAUCGAUAUAAAUCCUUACAUUAGGGAAGACAAUUUUAACUAUUCAACGGGAUUAUGGGAAUUUACUGUCCCAAACGAAGUUGAGGUCAAAUAUAAAAGCCAAGAAUCUCAAUUCGGUGCUGGUGGUGUUUUCACUAUCAAGAGUUCAGACGGAAAAUGGCGAUGUAAACCUUCACUUCCUCAGUUAGAACAUUAUGAUUCGAGGGUUACCUUUGGUACUCGUGCCUGUCAACCGGUCGUCGAUUCAUGUCCUCCCGAUUUCGUCGAUAAUUAUUUAAAAACUUUAUGUUCGACUUAUACUUUUCUGGUCGGACUUCCACAAAAGAAAACAAUCUAUCGAAAUAUAUUCUGUGCUCGAUGUAAUCUUCCAAACGAUUCGGACUUAAGACGAUUAGAUUGUGAUCUGAACAAUAUGUCACCUCAUGCAAACGCACCAUCGGCGUUCACUUAUAUUUCACUUCGUCAAUUGUUUGAUGUCAACUCGUAUUCAUCGUGUUCACUGUCACACAGUCAAAUAUACAAUCCAAGUACUAAACAUUGUAUGGUAGUUCAAUGUGACACUAAUUAUUUCAUCAAUCCCGAAACUGGUCGAUGUGAGUCAACAACUUAUACCUCCCAGGGUUCCGUUACUUUGAGGUCAGAUUGUUUGAGAAUUUUUUUCAAUGCAUCGGACUACAUUGUCCAAUUCAAUGGAUCAAUUUUACUCAAAGAAAAUUCCGUUCUUCUUGAUCGUAACUCAUAUCAAGUGUUCAAUAAAAUCGAUUCAUCUACUGGCACUAAGAUCAACGGAAUAUUGACCUGUUACGAUGAAAAGCGACUUUAUUAUUCAGCACCGAUGUACUCUAAUUAUAUACAAGGAAUUUUAUCAAUUGUCACUUCAAUCUUAUCAAUACUUGGACUUUGUGGUUACCUUUUUGUGACCAGUUUAGUACCAAAGCUACGGAACCUUCGUGCUCGAAUGGUAAUGAGCUUAUCGGCAGCCCUUUUAGCCGCUAAUGUCGCGUUAAUCUUUGGGUAUUUAGCUCGACCUGCUUCCCCUCACCAUGAUGGAAGUACUUUUACCAAUACUCGUGGGUCACUUUUCUGCAUAGUGACCGGUAUUAAUAUUCACUAUUGGUACUUGGCCUCGUUUUCUUGGAUGAACGUAAUGGCCUACGAUGCAUGGAAAUCAUUCAAACGAACCCACGAACGAUUGUCUAAUUCAAUGGUUCACUUUCUUAAAUACUCACUCUACUCGUGGUUAGUUCCAGCGGUGAUUGUCCUCAUCUCGGUGGCAGUUGAUCUCUCCAAUCUACCGAAUGAAUAUCGUCCAAUGUAUGGACAACGAAUCUGUUGGAUAAGCACUCGACAGUCGCUUCUGACCUUUUUCGUGGCUCCCGUUUCCUUGAUUAUCAUUGUCAAUUUAAUCUUUUUCUCCUUGACAACUUAUUUUCUUCAUCGAGCAAAACGAUCAACUCGAAUCGUAAUCAAUUCGAAAUCGAGUCAAGAAAAUUCUCAAAGUUAUUCACUUUAUGUUCGAUUGGCGACAUUAAUGGGACUAACUUGGAUCUUUUGGUUUUUCGCCGCAUUUUCGGGCUUCAAUAGUCUCUGGUAUCUAUUCAUCCUCUUGAAUGGACUACAGGGUGUUUUCAUCUUCUUCUACUUUAUCUGUAAGAAGGAAGUUUUUAAAGCGUUUCGCGAACAGAUCGGUUUCUACCUCCAUGGACAUGAAGUUGUCUCUCGAAACUCAACAAGUCGGACAACCGGAAGUAGUUCACUUUUAGCACAAACAUCAGCAGCCACAUUAUUAUAAUCAAAGUUUGAAUCUCAUAAGAACAAUGAUUUCUUUUAAUCUUAAUGAACCUCAAAUGAAAAGUCUUAAUUAUUAACUAACCAUAAAUUGUGUAAAUAAUAAGAAAAAUGUUUUCAACCAAUUAAAUAGAAUUAAUUUUA